Molecule: messenger RNA, 1160 nt
Organism: Temnothorax curvispinosus
Lineage: Eukaryota; Metazoa; Arthropoda; Insecta; Hymenoptera; Formicidae
Product: multidrug resistance-associated protein 4-like
Exons: 5
Biological process (GO): transmembrane transport
Cellular component (GO): membrane
Molecular function (GO): ABC-type transporter activity; ATP binding
Source: RefSeq, a predicted model, not a curated record
AUCAACCGCAAGUUCCAUCAUUCAGUCGGAUAUUGAGGAUUCGGAUUAUGCGGAGAACAGCCCGGAAGCCGAGAUAAUAGCACGCGGCCGACUAUCUGGCAGAGUGUACAAGGAAUAUUUCCACCACGGCGGCAACUACUUUACCCUGUUCAUGUUGCUGCUGCUCUUCGUUAUCAGUCAGGUUGCCACCACAGGGAAUGAUUACUGGCUUUCGUAUUGGACCAACUUGGAGACUGUCAGGCACAUUAACAACACUAGUGAGGCCAAAGAGUUCGCAAACAUGUACAACGACAGUUUCCUUGGGUCGAUCUUUACGCUGAACUCAGACGGCCUGCUCAGUACUGUAGAUGCUAUAUACGUAUACACAUUCUGCAUCAUCGCCUGUACUGUUACCACUCUGCUCCGGAGCUUCCUCUUCAUGAAAAUCUGCAUGAACUCGAGCUGCAACCUGCACAACUCCAUGUUCUCCAAUCUGGUACAGGCGCGCAUGUCCUUCUUCCACACUAAUCCUUCUGGGAGAAUUUUAAAUAGAUUUUCGAAGGACAUGGGCACCAUGGACGAGUACCUGCCCAAAGUCAUGUUAGAGGCGCUCCAAGUGUUUUGCGUAGUAUGCGGUAUAUUCACCAUGGAAGCGAUAAUUAAUCCAUGGAUGCUCAUACCGAUAGUAGUACUGGUCAUCUUGUUUUACUUCGCGACGAUAUUCUACCUGAAAACCGCUCAAAACGUCAAACGUCUCGAAGGCGUAACCAAGAGCCCGUUAUUCUCGCAUGUGAAUGCUACGCUGAACGGCCUGCCGACGAUUAGAAGUGGCGGCGUCAAAAUCGAGAAGAUGAUGCGAAAACAGUUCGACGUGUUACAAGACCGUCACAGCGGCACGUGGUACCUCUUCUUAUCAAGCUCGUCAGUCUUCGGUAUCUUUACCGAUCUAAUCAUGUGCCUGUUCCUUGCCGUGCUUUGCUUCUCCCUAGUAUUGAUGAGCAAAAAUGACAGUGUAGAAGACAGUCAGGUAGGUCUGGCAAUAUCGCAAUCGUUGAUCUUGAUCGGUUGCUUGCAAUACGGCAUAAAGCAGUCCACCGAGACGAUGUCGCUGAUGACCUCCGUAGAAAGAGUUCUUCAGUACACAAAUCUUCCCCAGGAGGGACCCAUUACCUCGGACAAUC